Messenger RNA from Rhagoletis pomonella (apple maggot), 1284 nucleotides. RefSeq names its product cathepsin L1. Lineage: Eukaryota; Metazoa; Arthropoda; Insecta; Diptera; Tephritidae. Gene Ontology annotation, molecular function: cysteine-type endopeptidase activity. The record is from RefSeq and is a predicted model, not a curated record. The transcript is spliced from 4 exons. Gene Ontology annotation, cellular component: lysosome. Bases 127 to 1215 code for a protein of 362 amino acids.
UUAGUAAAUUGGCUACUGUAUCGCAGACAUUUGCUAGAGCAGCAACAAACAAACUAUAAAUUUCUACAAAACGAACUACCGGUUAUUGUGUUGUGUGACCUGAACUUGUGCUGCGGUGAAGUCAAAAUGCGUUUCGCAUCUGUGUUGCUGUUGCCGUUUCUAUUCGCUUUGAGUGCGGCACAAUUUGGCUUCGGUGGAUUCGGCAAUAGCUUCAAUAGAGUAUCCAAUACCUUUCAAGAGGGCGCUCGCAGGGUGGCCAGUUCGUUCCCAGAUUUAUCGAAUGUUCGGGAUUUCGGGGAUUUUAUAGCAAAAACCGGCAAGACCUACGCCAGCGCUGCUGAACGCCAACUGCAUGAGGCUACUUUCGGCGCUCGCCAACAGCUUGUCAAUGCGCAUAAUGCCGCUUUGAGCGCCUCAAAAGGCUUCGAGCUGGGUCUGAAUCAGUUUGCCGAUCUGCCUUUUGCAGAGUUUUUAAAUAAAUUAACAGGAAAUAAGAAGUCAGCUAGUGGAGAAGCAAAAGCCAGUAAACAACGCCAGGUAGCUGCUCCACCCACCACCAAUGUGCCCGAUUCUUUCGAUUGGCGUGAUAAAGGCGGCGUCACACCGGUGAAAUAUCAAGGGGAUUGCGGUUCGUGCUGGACUUUUGCCAGUACUGGCGCUAUUGAAGGACACACUUUUCGCGCCACUGGCAAACUGCCUAUGCUCUCCGAACAAAAUCUUGUCGAUUGUGGACCUAUAGACUAUGGUCUAAACGGUUGUGAUGGCGGCUUUCAGGAGUAUGCUUUCGCUUAUAUUAAAGAAGUACAAAAGGGUGUGGCGCCCAGUGAAAAAUACCCAUAUUUGGAUAAGAAAGAUACCUGCAAGUAUGACCCAAGCACUAAAGCAGCACAGGUGAAGGGUUUCGCUGCUGUCAAACCGAAAGAUGAGAAAACGAUGAAGGAGGUUGUAGCCACUUUGGGACCGCUGGCAUGCUCUGUGAACGCAUUGGAAACGCUAUUGCUCUAUAAAAAGGGUAUCUAUGCGGACGAGGAGUGCAAUAAGGGCGAAGUGAAUCAUGCUGUGCUAGUUGUGGGUUAUGGCAGCGAGGGCGGCAAAGACUAUUGGAUUGUUAAGAACUCUUGGGACAAAAAUUGGGGAGAAGAGGGUUACUUCAGAUUGCCACGUGGCAGCAACUUCUGUGGUAUUGCCGAGGAAUGCAGUUACCCCAUAGUUUAAGUGCGUAAUGGAAAUAAAUGGUGUAAUGCCUGUGAUUACAGUAAAUAAAUAAGUAAUUAAUAUGGUGAA